Messenger RNA from Salvia hispanica, 2313 nucleotides. Its product is annotated as eukaryotic translation initiation factor 4B2-like. Lineage: Eukaryota; Viridiplantae; Streptophyta; Magnoliopsida; Lamiales; Lamiaceae. The record is from RefSeq and is a predicted model, not a curated record. Gene Ontology annotation, molecular function: translation initiation factor activity; mRNA binding.
AUAUUUAAACUCUCAGAUUUUGGGGGAAACGAGAAAAAAAGGAAAUUAUACUCCACAAAAUUCACAUUUAAUUGCCAGAGAUCUUUGCACCAAAUGUCGAAAUCGCCAUGGGGAGUCGGCGCCUGGGCCGCCGAGGCCGAGAGGGAGGAGGCCGAGCAGCGCGAGGCUGAGGAGAAGGCCGCCGCUGCGGCGGCGGCGGCGCCCGCGGCCAGCUUCCCUAGCCUCAAGGAAGGUGUCAGCACCGCCAAGCAGAAGAAGAAGACCAAAAUGUCACUCCAGGAAUUUAGGGUUAUGCCUUCUCAGGGCCGCGGACUGACGCCGGAGGAAAUGCUCCGCCUCCCCACAGGGCCCAAGGAGCGCUCCGCGGAGGAAAUGCAGUACGGCAGAUUGGGCGGCGGCUUUUCCAAUUACGGCUCCAGCGGCCCUAAUUCGGGUCGGAGGGAGUUUGAGGGCCGGAGAUCUUACGGAUUUGAGGAUGAUGGGCGGAGGGGGCCUCCGCAGCAAUCUAGGGUUUCGGAAUUCGAUCAGCCUUCGCGUGCUGACGAGGUGGAUAAUUGGGCGUCGAUGAAGAAGCAAACGAUCCUACCCGAUCACGAUUCGCGUGAAUCCCGGGCUGGGGGUAAGUACACCUCACUUGGGGGAAGCAGCGGCGGAGCAUCGCGCGCCGAUGAAGUGGACAAUUGGGCGUCUAUGAAGAAGCCUGUUUCACAGCCGCAGCAGGCGAGAAAUUCGAGCUUUGGCUCGGGCUUUUCGAAGCCCGAGACUGAUCGUUGGACCCGUAAUGAGAGCUUUGGGUCUGGAGUCUCAAAGCCUGAAUCCGACCGGUGGGGGGGUCGGAGUGAGCAAAAUCCAAGCUUGAGUUUGAGUUCACUUAAAAUUGAGGAUGGGGAUGCGGUGAAGGUUAACAAGCCGAAUCCGUUUGGGGCGGCCAGGCCGAGGGAGGAAGUGCUGGCUGAGAAAGGUUUGGAUUGGAAGAAGCUGGACUUGGAGGUUGCAGAGAAGAAACACUCGGUUAGUGGUGGGAGUAGGCCCUCAAGUUCUCACUCGACUGGUCUGGAGUCUCCGCAGGUGAGCGGGUCAGAGGCACCUCCUGCAUUGGGCGGAGCUGGUGAAGCUAUAGUGAGGCAGAAACCUAAAGUAAAUCCGUUUGGGGAUGCUAAGCCUAGAGAAGUUCUGCUGGAGCAGAAGGGCUUGGAUUGGAAGAAGAUUGAUCUUAAGCUGGACAGACGUGUGGACAGGCCUGAGACAGAAGAAGAGAAGAAUUUGAAGGAAGAAAUCGAGCAACUGAAAAAAGAAUUACCGCAAAAAACUGGUGAAGAAGAAGCUGGCGUGCAAGACCAAAUACAUAAAAAAGAGCAGGAGUUGGAACUUCUGGUCUCUCAGUUGGAUGACAAAGUUCGCUAUAGUCAGAGAAAUUUCGAGAGGCAAAGCCCCGGGGCGGUUCGGGGUGCUGGAUUUAAUGAUAGACCUCCUUCUCGAACCGGAUUUAAUGAGGGCAGAUCCGGCUUUCAUGACCGACCUCCUUCUGCGCCUGGACAAUAUGAGGAACCUAGAGCAGGCUAUCAAGAGAGACCUCGAUCUCGUCCAGGUGCAUAUGAGGAUUCAAUAGCUGGCUUUGCUGAGAGACCUCCUUCUCGACCAGGGGCACAUGAUGAUCCCCAAGCUGGGUUACAUGAAAGACCCCGUUCGAGGCAGGGAUCCUAUCAAGAUACCAGAUCUUCCUAUUCUCAGAGAGCUUCUUAUGCAGAUGGAGCAUAUCAAGAUCCCAGAGCUCUUGAUGGCAAUGAGAGGCCUCAUUCGCGUGGCUCUGUAAAUCCAUGGGCGAGACCAAGUGACGACAGAAGAUAUAUUCAAGGAAGUGGAGGCAGAGGAUUUUCAGGUGGUAGAGAUGUCAACAGGUCAGGGUCGAGGUGGUGAACUCCUGCACGAGAUUCUCCCAGGACUCGAUUUCUUCCAGUUGUCCUUUUGCUCGCUCUCUAACUAGUUAGAUGCAAUAAUACAUUGGCACCCCUAUUCAUCAUUUCAUGAUUUUUGCUGUGCGGAAUGGAGCUGGAAUAUCUAAAUUCUGACAACAUACAACUCUUGCAUUAAUUGUUGUUGCAUCUUGAUGAUGUGUAAAAUUCUCAUUUCCCCCCCUUUUCAUUUCUUUCUAUCCUUUUGUAGUGGGAUCAAGUUUCCAUAUUCUCCAAAAAAGGGACAUUGUAAUGCACAACACUGCCCUGGUUUUUGGUCUUACUCUGUUUUUACCUCGGAAUAUAUUUGUUUGUGUACACUCUAUUCCUGCCUUAAUCCUAUGUUGUUUGACAAUUCUUA